AUGGAGUCUUCAUCUGCAUCAGAAACUGGUCCUGAACCGGCAUCAUCAUCAUCAGCAGCAGCAGCAGCAACAACAACAACAACAGCGACAGCGGCAGCGGCAGCGGCACCUACGCUGACAAGGCAGCAAACGCACGCGCUGUUCGAUAUCCUCACGCACCACGAGACAUAUUCGGAAAUUGAAGGCUUCAAGGCGCCCGAUGCGGUCACAGGAUAUGGAUUUCCCUUUGCGCGGACAACGACGACGACGACGGCUGAAGACGAAACUUGUUCGACGUCGCCGCUGCUGCAGCUCAUGCUGACGAGGCUGGUGCUGCCGCUGCCGGGCGUGCGGGACCUGCCGCCCGAGUUCUGGAACGUCAGGGCGCAGGGGCUGCUGGCUCGCUUUGCGGAGGCGGAGCUCUCGGAGAGCUUUGAUAAGGGGGCUUUGGGGACGAGGAAGACGCUGGCGACGGGGGCGAGCAGCGUGUUGGAGAUGGUGGGGAGGGGGAUCCUGGGCGGCAAGAAGAAGCAGACGAAGAAGAAGAAGGCGACGGAAGAGAGGGACUAUGAUGAGGCAAAGGCGGAAGACUUGCUGAGAGCGUUUGGAGAUUUGCUCGAGGAAUGGGCGUAUGGCGAUUUGAUGGAGCGGGUGUCGCAGCAUGUCACCGAGACGGAGGACCUCGAGAGCUUCUCCCCCGCCAUGAAGGCAGCAUUGAACUAUGCCAUCAUCAACAUCGCCACCUUUGCGCACCACAUCUUCACCGUCUCCCCCGAGGGCCAAGACCUCCUCAAGCUCAUUGAAAACAUCAACACCCUGAUCCCCUACAAGAUGAUCAAGCAGACGCUGCGCAUCGGCAACGCCGCCACCAUGAUCAGCGGCAUGAUGCGCCUCAUGCUCGCCAAGCUCAGCGUCACCAGCCUGACCAACUGGGUCGGCCUGACCGCCAACGCCGACGACGGGAUGAACCUCCUGCAGCGCAUCAUCUCUCUCGCGCUCUCAUGGGACGCGUCCGAGUUCCGCAAGACAGUGGACAGGAUCGAGAAGAUGAAGGGGGACGGCGCGCUGGCCGAGGACGUGCUCGAGGCGGUGAGGCGGCACGUCAGCUUGCCGAGGGGCGAGCAUCUUGCUGCGCGAGAGGCCAGUUUAAGGGACAACAAGUCGAUUGUCGUGGCGAUCCUCGAGGGAUGCGACGAGAACCUCGUGGAGGAGCUGACGGAGGCGCAGCACGCGCUUUGCUUGGAGUAUUAUGCUGCGCUGCUCUCGAUUCAUGAUCGGGAGGCGAUUACGAGCGUCUUGUGCCGGCAGCCGCCGGACCUGUUUACGCAGGCUAUCAAGGAUGUUGUCAGUGCAUAUGAGCCAAUGAUUCGGAUUGUGCAUUCGCGGAUCGAUUUACGGUUUUAUCUCGAAGCAGUGCAGAGUUUCCUGUCAGACUUGCUUCGCGAAGACGAUGAAGGUGAAGAUGACAAUGCCGGGGCGAGCGUGGAGGAUUACGUCGUGUUGCUGAGGAAGCACCGCGGGAUGCUGUACAAGUGGGUGCACGACUUUGCGAGGAACUGUCCCGAGGUGUGGAGGGAGUUUCCUGCGUGGGGACAGGCCAUUGCCACGAGAUUCCGAAAACCCGAUGCUGAACAGGAAGAUCAUGACGAUGAGGCAAAGGCUUGCAUGGAGGACCAGUUGAACGAGCUGGUUGGGUCUCUUGAUGGGUCGGCGAAGGAGCAUGUGUUGCGGGCUGUUGACAGGCAUGCCGAGUAUCUGGCCUCUGUCACGGAGCUUUCGCAGAGGCGUUUACAAGCGGUCAUUGAUGCCGCUGCUCGUCUUUCCACGGAUUCAUCAAUGUCGGUUCGAACGAGGGACUCGGAGCCGGGCAUCUAUCUCUCGCAGUGGCAGUCUUUGCUCGACUCGACCAAGAUAACGCCUGCUUCGAAGCAAGGGCCGCCUCGUCGCGGAGAAGACGUCAAGUAUAUCUCCACAAUGGGCAAGUUGGGUCUGGGGGGCGGGAACUCGAAACGACGACGACAAGGACGAAGUAAGAUUGAAGAGGAGGACGGGAUCAAGGCGCCGGAUGUGAGUGUUGUGGUGGAUGCUCUGGGGGAGGCGUUUAGGGAUGUGAUACGACAGAGGGGGAGGGAGAUUGAUUCAGUCAGGCCUUGA
Molecule: messenger RNA, 2133 nt
Organism: Trichoderma reesei QM6a
Lineage: Eukaryota; Fungi; Ascomycota; Sordariomycetes; Hypocreales; Hypocreaceae
Exons: 5
Coding region: 1-2133 (710 amino acids)
Molecular function (GO): phosphatidylinositol binding
Source: RefSeq, a predicted model, not a curated record